AUGGAUUGCAAAGUUUAUCUGGCUGAAAAUGUGCUGAAUGAGCGACAGACUGUCACUUAUCGAUCACUGAGCCGUUCGCUCAAGGUCCACGCAAAUCGAGCUAAGCAGAUCUUGUACGAGUUUCAUCGAAAUGAAAAUGCCAAAAGACCACAGAGUGUCCACGCGACCUACCUUAUCUCCGGCAUUCAGAAGCCCGCGGAGGAGCCUCCAGCAACGAACGGCCACGCGAGCGACGAGGAUGAGGUCAUGCAGAGCAGUCCUUACCUUCCCAGCUCUAUGCCGAAUCAAGACAGUGCUUUGGAAUCGGUUCGAGUCGCCUCCAUCAUACUAGCGCGUGAGGAGGAUCUCGAAGCUGCCAAAACAACAUUUCAGUCUAUCUCAUCAAUCCACGUGUACAGUGUGCAACCAGCUCCCUUGCAAGAUCUCAAUACUUUGACUGCUGUGUGCCGAGAGUUGGCACUGGCGCAUAUUCAAGAUGAUCCCUUAGAAUGUGGACAGCAGUGGGGCAUGAUCCAAAACCGCAAUGUCAAGCGGAGAACCGGCCCUCGUCCUCCACCAGCCACUACGACGGUAUCUUCGGCCAAGCCCGAAUCGACGGUGCCGGCUAAGCGAUCCCUGCCGAGCAAGGAACCCGCAGUGAAGACAGAAAGCAAGCCAGAGGAGUCUCAACCGACAAGUGAUUCCCAAUCGUCUGUCAAAUCGUCCAGCAAACCUGUCGCUUCUAAACGUGGGAAGGGCAAUCUCUUUAGUUCCUUCGCAAAGACGAAGCCCCCCAAGCCCAAACAAGCUGAUUCGACUACGCAGAGCGAUGCCAAUGAUGCUAUGCUGGACGAUGCUUCCGAAGACGAACCCGAGGAGCUGUUCCCCGACAGCGGCGAGAAAGCGUCUGCAGCCAACCGUGAGACGAAGAAGGAACGCGAGGAGAAGCUAAAGAAGAUGAUGGAGGAAGAGGAUGCGGAUGACGAGGAAAUGGCCGAUGCCGACGAGGAGCCUCAACGAGAACCGACACCAGUCGAGCAGGCUCCACCACCUCCAUCAAAGCCGGCUGAACUGAAAGAGGAGGUUACAGUACAAGGCGGGCGCCGACGUGGCAGGCGGCAGGUAAUGAAGAAGAAGACAAUUAAGGAUGAAGAGGGUUAUCUAGGUCAGUACUUUCCCAUCGACACCGGUCGUAUCCUCGGGAGGAAUAUCAGCUCACGUUCCAUCGCAGUCACCCGCGAAGAAGCAACGUGGGAGUCUUUCUCCGAAGAUGAGCCGGCGCCGCCCCCAAAGAAACCUGCGGUCAACGUGGUUAAGGCCAAGGGUGGUAAGCCCACUGGCCAGGGCAACAUCAUGUCAUUCUUUGGAAAGAAGUAG
Penicillium oxalicum is the source of this 1356-nucleotide messenger RNA. RefSeq lists its product as uncharacterized. The transcript has 8 exons. Gene Ontology annotation, molecular function: DNA-directed DNA polymerase activity. The record is from RefSeq and is a predicted model, not a curated record. Lineage: Eukaryota; Fungi; Ascomycota; Eurotiomycetes; Eurotiales; Aspergillaceae. Gene Ontology annotation, biological process: DNA replication; DNA strand elongation involved in DNA replication; nucleotide-excision repair, DNA gap filling. Bases 1 to 1356 code for a protein of 451 amino acids. Gene Ontology annotation, cellular component: nucleus; delta DNA polymerase complex.